AUUGAGUUGAUGACGAGUGCUAAGCUUUUGAGCAUAUAUAUUUCGCCCCCACAGCUUUCUCUUUCCGUCCAUCAUCACUCAUCAAUGUGACCCUUUCUCUGGCCCCAAUACAACUGCUCUUAUCUUCUUUCUUAAUCUCUGGACAUUUCUUCGCCCGCCACCAAUUUCCUUCUCUCUCUCUCUCUAUAAACAAACAACAAUCUUGAUUUUCAAUACAAAAUUAGCUAAAUUUAACAUCCAUGAAUCUACAAUGCGUACCUAGCUGGGGUGUUCAUCAAGAAAACCCAUCUUCUCCAAAACGCAUUGAUAACACCAAUUCAAUUGCUUUUCCUGCCUUAGAUGUCUCCAUGUUCGACGAUGGUUACGAGGUCACAGAGCUUACAUGGGAGAACGGCCAACUAGCCCUUCACGGACUAUGUCCAUCUCGUGUUCCUCCCCCGGGGAAGUUGUUGUUGCCGACAUAUCCUCCGACCAACACCUGGGUCGACAAGCCAAGAGCCGGCGGAACAUUAGAGUCCAUCGUUAACCAAGCUGCCGUCCCUUUCACAAAUUACCCCGCCCACGUCGGCGUCGGUGGCGGCGGUGGUGUGGAGGAACUCAUGUCGUGGUACGAGCACAACCCAGCUGCGGAGGUGGAGCCGGCCAAGGUUAGUGUACCGUUGACCGCUACCUUGACCAUGGACGCACUCGUUCCUUGCUCUGCCGUGCAGGGAUUGGUUGACUCAGGGAUGGUUCAAGGAGGGACAGGAAUGGUGGGUUCGUGUAGUGGUAAGGUUGCCGGCAGAGAAAGCGGCGGCAAGAAUAGGUUUUCGGCGUCGGCUCUUGAAUGGAAUAAUCUUGAUAAUAGUGCUAGUGAGAGUGCAACCAUUUGUAGAGAUAAUAACAACAGGUAUGUUAAAGUUGACACGUGUGAGAAGGAUAUGACGAUGGGUGGCGGUUUCACUUCGAAUUCCACGGGUUCACCGGAGAACACAAGCUCCGGCAAGACAACACCCGAUGAACAUGAAUCAGUUUCUCAUAAUAGACCAAAGAAAAUUAGAGAAGGUAAUUCAUCGGAGAAGGAAAAAAAGCUGAAAGUAAGUGGAAGAUCAUCUGUGACCACUAAACGGAGUAGAGCCGCCGCCAUUCAUAACCAAUCCGAACGAAAAAGAAGGGAUAAGAUCAACCAAAAGAUGAUGACAUUACAGAAGAUGGUCCCAAAUUCCAGCAAGACGGAUAAAGCUUCAAUACUAGAUGAAGUAAUCGAAUACCUAAAGCAAUUACAAGCUCAAAUCAAUAUGAUGAAUAGAAUGAACAUGCAGCCGACAUCAACCAUGAAUAUGAUGAUGCCCUUAGCUUUGCAGCAACAAUUACAAAUGUCUAUGAUGAAUCCUAAUACCAAUAUGGGAAUGGGAAUGGCCGCCGCCGCCGCCGCCGGCAUGGGAAUGGGUAUGCCCGGCGCUGGCAUGGGGAUAGGUAUGCCCGGCGCCGGCAUGGGCAUGAACUCUAUUAUUGGCGCUCGUCCUAAUAUUCCAGCCAUGCCAAAUACUCAUGUUCUUAAUCCUAGUUCUUUCUUACCCCUUGGUGCCGCCGCCGCCGCCCCAGGUGGUAGUGUUGCCGUUCGGUUACCGACAACAAACACGGUGGCUCUAAUGCCGGAUCCGAUGUCUAUGUAUCUUGCAUGCCAAUCACAACCAACAAUGGAUGCUUAUAGCAAGAUGGCUGCUUUGUACCAGCAAAUGCAACAAACUCCUAAUGGAUCUUGAGCAGCAAAUUAUGGAUGUCUUGGAGAAGAAAACACUUUUUUUUUUUGUUUACUAUUAAUAUUAAUUAGGCAUCAUCAUAUGUUCUUCAAUUCAUUUAUCAGUUUUAUUAGCAUGUUAUAUAUUAAAUUUUGAAAAAUGUAAAAUCUUGUUCUAAGAGAAUAAAUAUUUUAUGUUGAAAUGAUA
This is a messenger RNA of Impatiens glandulifera, 1928 nucleotides long. Its product is annotated as transcription factor UNE10. The record is from RefSeq and is a predicted model, not a curated record. NCBI's taxonomy places the organism in Eukaryota, Viridiplantae, Streptophyta, Magnoliopsida, Ericales, Balsaminaceae. Gene Ontology annotation, molecular function: protein dimerization activity. Gene Ontology annotation, cellular component: nucleus. The transcript is spliced from 6 exons. Bases 240 to 1745 code for a protein of 501 amino acids.